This is a messenger RNA of Drosophila teissieri, 2248 nucleotides long. RefSeq names its product zinc transporter foi (gene Zip71B). NCBI's taxonomy places the organism in Eukaryota, Metazoa, Arthropoda, Insecta, Diptera, Drosophilidae. The transcript has 4 exons. Gene Ontology annotation, biological process: intracellular zinc ion homeostasis; zinc ion import across plasma membrane. Gene Ontology annotation, cellular component: membrane. The coding region runs from base 193 to 1914 and encodes 573 amino acids. Gene Ontology annotation, molecular function: zinc ion transmembrane transporter activity. The record is from RefSeq and is a predicted model, not a curated record.
ACGGGAUCGGUAGUUGGCCGCAGUGUUACGGAUCGCACGCGUCUGUGAAAAUUGUGAAAAGUCGAGAAAAUCGCGGUGCAGCUCCGUGAAAUGACAAGUGACGACCGACCACCAGUAGACAGAUAAGCGGGUUCAAUAAAACGAAAAUCGAGAAUAGAAACUAUCUGCCACCUGAGUGUUCAGUCCAUUACGAUGGCCCAAAAGCAGGUGCUAGUCUUAACCCUAAUUUGCCUGGGUUCGCUAUUUCUGAAAACAGUGCCGGCUUCCACGGAAUACAACAAGUACGUGGCGCAGAUAUUUCAAAAAUACGGCAAUGGCGGGACAAUCAACUUUGAGGGUCUUGAGCAUUUGAUGUUCAGCCUGAACCUGGGUCAAAUCCAAUUCGAUCCCUCGCACACGAUCGAUCAGCAUCGACCUCAGGGAUACUCAAACGAAAGAACACGUGGCACCAAUGUCACGUACUACUUUGAGCCGACACAAGUUAACACCACCGAUGAGGAAACUUUGGAGGUGCAAAUCUCUCCGCCUGGCAAUCGCUCAAAGGCAGAGUCGGACGCGGAGGUUCCGGAAUUCCUGGAAAUGCAUGAUCCCAAGCACCGGCACCCGAGGGAGAGUUCAGAACCUGUUGCAGCUUGCUUAUCGCCCAAGUCGUUGCUUUCGCUCAUCGUAAACCACAACGAUCUCCACAAAAACAUUGCCUACCGCAAGCUGCUCAUUAAGAAUGACGCUAGUUCAACUGAUGCCAUCCACAAUUCUGAAGAGGAGUACAACGAAUUCAUCAACUCGGUGCGGAUCACUCCACGAGCUUUUAUGAAACUCUGCCCAGCUCUAUUAGCCCAAAUCGAUAAUGGAGUGUGCAAGCAACCAGCUGCUCGAUCGGAAAACCUUAACGAUAAGAACCAGAAGAUAUGGUACGCUUGGAUCUAUGCCAGCAUCACCAUGUUCAUACUCUCCGCUUGCGGUUUGCUGGGAAUUCUUCUGGUUCCUUUGAUGAAGUCAGCUGCCUACCAGGAAAUCCUCAAAUUCCUGGUUUCCAUCGCUGUGGGCACUUUAGCUGGCGAUGCCCUCAUGCACUUGCUGCCACAUGCUCUUUUCAAGGAGGAGAAGCACGAGGAGGAAGUCACUGGCAUUAAUCCCUUGGAAUCAGAUCACAAGCAUAGCAAUGAGGCGGCUCUGCUAUGUGGUUGUACUUUCCUGGCGGCGCUAUUCAUGUAUAUGCUGGAGAACCUGAUUCCGCUGCUAAAGGGGGGUAAGCCAGGUGGUCAUGGACAUAGCCAUGGACAUGGUCACAGCCACGGCCACAGUCACGGACAUAUGGAGAAGCCGGCUGCCCAGAAUGCGAUUGAUCUCCCCCCUCCUCGAGAACUCAAUGUGAUGCUGCAGGAGGCCAAGCUGGACGAGAAGACCCCUGAUCGACCGCUCACUCCAGUAGCCUUCAUGGUAAUCAUCGGAGAUGGCUUGCACAAUCUGACCGAUGGUUUGGCCAUAGGUGCAGCCUUUGCCAGUGAUCCGGUCACUGGAUUUGCUACCGCCUUUGCCGUUCUCUGCCAUGAGUUGCCACACGAACUAGGCGACUUCGCUCUGUUGCUCCAAACAGGUGUCUCCAUGCGAAGAGCCAUCUAUAUGAACAUUGUUAGCUCCGUUCUCAGCUUUGUGGGCAUGUCCGUGGGUCUGUUCAUCGCGGGAAUUGGAGAUGGCAUGACCCAAUGGAUUUAUGCAGCUACCGCUGGUUCCUUCCUGUAUAUUGCCUUUGCCGAUCUAGUGCCCACAAUGAGUGUGGCUCACAAUCCGGAGAUGGCCAAAGAUCCAAAGGGUAUAAUAAUACAAAUUGUUGGUAUCCUUCUGGGUGGACUGAUUAUGCUGGCUAUUGCCCUAAACGAACACGAUUUAGAGGGUCUGUUCAAGAGCUUUUAAGGAAUAGCUCUGAAUCUCAAACAGCUAUGUUGAUUUUGUUUUCUUAUUGUAGAUGUAUAUAUUGUAUAUGUUUGUGUGGAAUCUCCGAUUCUCUUGCUUCCUUAAGCAUGACUUAUAUGUUAGAGAUGAAAUCGUUACCAAAUGUUAGUCUGUGGUCAGCUUUACAUGUGUAUUUACACAUGAUUUAAACAGCACCUUCCUUAAUGUUAUAGAAGCUUAAAAUUUACAAUAUAAAUGCUUUUAAAGAGACAGUUGUAAUAAAAGAACUUGUGUAUGAGCAAAUAAGAUAAAUCCUAGCACUGGCAAUUAAAAGGAUAUAAAUCAAUACACAAAA